ACUUAUGAAAUGACAUCAUUCAUCGGCUUUCAGUGAAUUUUGUAAUGAAUAUUUGUUAAAAAUUAACGAUUAUUCUAUUGUAAUUAAAUAGUACAUUGUAGUUUAUUAACGAAAAAUGGAAGUGUACGAUGUGAUCGUUAAUCAACCAGUCGUUAUAGAUAAUGGGACCGGAGUGAUAAAAGCUGGGUUUGCUGGUGGCCAAAUACCGAAAUGUAGAUUUCCCAACUAUGUUGGAAGACCCAAACAUGUACGAGUGAUGGCAGGUGCUUUAGAAGGGGAUUUAUUCAUUGGACCCAAAGCGGAGGAGCACAGAGGAUUGUUAUCAAUCAAAUAUCCGAUGGAACACGGCAUAGUGACAGAUUGGAACGAUAUGGAAAAAAUUUGGAGUUAUAUAUACAGCAAAGACCAGCUAUCGACCUUUCCCGAAGAACACCCCGUACUGCUCACAGAAGCCCCACUAAAUCCCCGACCAAACAGAGAGAAGGCUGCCGAGAUUAUGUUCGAGAGUUUCAACGUACCGGCUCUAUUUAUUUCAAUGCAAGCGGUACUUAGUUUAUAUUCUACUGGUCGAACUACAGGAGUAGUCCUCGACUCAGGAGACGGUGUUACUCAUUCUGUGCCUAUCUAUGAAGGUUUCGCAUUACCCCAUAGUAUUAUGCGAUCGGAUAUUGCCGGAAGAGAUGUCUCUAGAUACUUGAGAUUGCUGUUGCGAAAAGAGGGAAUCGUGUUCCGUACUACGGCCGAAUUCGAGUCUGUGAGGACCCUUAAAGAGAAGGCGUGCUAUCUUUCGAACAACCCAGUUAAAGAAGAGACUGUGGAAACUGAACAAAUCAAUUACACUCUUCCAGACGGGACCGUUAUAAAAGUCGGUCCGGCUAGAUUUAGGGCUCCCGAAAUUCUGUUUAAGCCGGACAUGAUUGGGGAGGAAUGCGAGGGGAUGCACGAGGUGCUGUUGUUCUCCAUACAAAAAUCCGAUUUGGAUCUCAGGAAGGUUCUAUUUAAAAAUAUCGUUCUGUCCGGAGGAUCGACGCUGUUCAAAGGUUUCGGGGAUAGAUUGCUGUCGGAGAUCAAGAAAAUGUCGCCAAAAGAGACGCAAAUCAAAAUUUCCGCUCCUCAAGAGAGAUUGUACUCGACGUGGAUAGGCGGAUCGAUCUUAGCGUCUUUGGAUACCUUCAAGAAGAUGUGGGUGUCGAAGAGGGAAUUCGAUGAAGAGGGACAAAGAGCAAUACAUCGAAAAACUUUCUAGUUUCUAAUUAGCCUUCUUAAAUGUGAUUCGAUACGACAGUAACUAUUCAGGAGGAGAAUUUUGAAGAUGUGGCCACAUGCUUUUUUGAAAACUACGUGCAGUGACGAUUUUUUCUUCAUAUUUAGUGUAAUUUGUUUUAACUUAUUUCUCACACGUUGAAUACUGGGUUAAGCUCUAAAUUAAGUUUAUUAUUUUGUACUAAUUUAAGUUUACUCGUCUGUGUAUUUUUUAUAUGAAUUAUAUAUUUAAUGGCACAAUAAUAAGCAGCUUAAAGUGGCUUCUUUAUAAAAAAAAACUUGUUUAAACAUUAGCGAUUUUAUUUACACCUAAACGGAUUACAACUAAAAUACAGCCGUCUCUAAACCUCUAACUUCUUUGGGAUUGUCGACUUCAUCUUGAAUGCUGACUUCGUUAAUUCGUAAGAACGUCUGAGGGACCCUGUAGAAGUGGGUCCUCAUGUACUGCUUUCUCCGCUUCUUUCGGAAAUGGGUUUUCGUGUGCGACAUAGUUUUCUCGAUAACUGUGGCUUGCACGUUGACCAGGCCCUUUUCUAAAAUCGGCCGGCCGAUCAACGAGAAAUCCGCCGAACCCGCCAACAUUACUUUGUCUAACGUAAUUUUAUCUCCGACGUCCGGGGGCCAGUAGCCUUCGAUGAUGAUAACAUCACCAUCGGUUACCUUAAAUUGCUUGCCAGCCAGAUGCACCACUGCGAAGAGUCUCCCGUGAGCGUUAUUCGCCACGAGAUCGUUUACUUUCUUCACAAUUUCGUUUCUUUCAUUCUUUUCUGCAUUUGCAUCCACUACCUCGAAGGGUGUUGGUGUAUUCGAGUAACAUUGUGACUGGACUGUUGGAAGCAAAGAUACUGUAGGUACGUUCUUGAGUAGUUUACUAGAUGUUUGAACGUGUAUGUUUCUAAAUUGUGCACAUAAUUGUCUUAAAUAUAGAGCCAUUAUUGUUUUAUUAAAAAUGCACUUUUUUAGGUUAUGUAUAUGUCAAAAUUCUUCUUUC
Molecule: messenger RNA, 2254 nt
Organism: Phyllotreta striolata
Lineage: Eukaryota; Metazoa; Arthropoda; Insecta; Coleoptera; Chrysomelidae
Source: the annotation of a GenBank genome assembly